Strongylus vulgaris is the source of this 210-nucleotide messenger RNA. NCBI's taxonomy places the organism in Eukaryota, Metazoa, Nematoda, Chromadorea, Rhabditida, Strongylidae. The record is from the annotation of a GenBank genome assembly.
AUGCACGUUGGGGGAGUUGCCUACAAUGGUCAUGCUGUUAAACUUAUUGGCUGGGGGGUGGAGCAAAUUGGUUCAGAAAAAGUCCCAUAUUGGUUGGGAUCCAAUUCUGCAAACUCGGACUGGGGAGAGAAUGGAUAUUUCCGAAUAAUCCGUGGCGAGGAUAACUGUCGUAUUGAGACGUACGUUAUUGCUGGAAUAAUGAGAGUUUGA